AUGAAGGCCUCGAGUUUCGACCAGGCUAUGAAUACUUUUGAGAAGAAGUUCAAAGACAAGAGCGGCCUCAGCUGGGCCAAGAGGAAUGAUGCUCCGAAACACAAUAAGUACACUUAUCUGGAGCGAUCCUACGAGGACGAAUCGGCCAAGAAGCCGAAAAAGGACAAGCCCAAAGACGAUAAGCCAAAGAAGGAGAUUAAAAGGGCAGAGUGUACUUUGGUAAAGCCCGUGCAGGACCUCGUUGCAUUGAUCUUCAACCAGACUCACUUGGACGCCGCUAUGGAGGACAUGUCGUACGACGCGAAGAAGCUGCCAUUGGGAAAUCUUAGCCAGAAGACUCUCCUCCAGGGUUUUGAGAUCCUGAAGCAGUUAGAUGCACUGGUGCAUGACCCCGUUAAGGCAGCCCAGUCUCCCGCCUCCAUCAACAGACUCAGUAACCAAUAUUUCUCCUUGAUUCCUCAUGCGUUCGGCAGGAAUCGACCACCUGUGCUGAGAUCAGCACCGCAGAUCAAGAAGGAGGUUGAGAUGUUGGAAGCACUGACUGAUAUGGAGAUCAGUAGCAAGAUUAUGAGUGCCUCUGAGGAAGAUGAUGAUAACCCCGUUCAUAUUCUUGACAGACAGUUCCUGGGACUUGGUCUUAAUGAAAUGACUCCUCUUGGCCACACCUCAACUGAGUUCACCGAGUUGGCAGAGUAUCUUACUCGAUCUCAUGGUGCUACGCACAGCAUUAAAUACGACCUCCGCAACAUUUUCCGUAUUGAGCGUCAUGGAGAAAAUGAACGCUAUGAAAAAUCACCUUACGCCAACAUUCCAAACAGUUGCCGUCGUCUGCUCUGGCACGGUUCCCGUACCACCAACUACGGUGGUAUCCUCAGCCAGGGACUCCGAAUUGCUCCCCCCGAAGCCCCCGUUACCGGCUACAUGUUCGGAAAAGGUGUCUACUUUGCUGAUGUUUCGAGCAAAUCAGCCAACUAUUGUUACCAUGACCUCAGCGGCAACAUUGGCUUACUCAUGCUUUGCGAUGUUGAAGUAGGUAACUCAAUGCUUGAACUGACCAGCUCCGACUACCGCGCUGGCGAUUUAGUCAAGAAGGCUAAUAAAUUGGCUACUUUGGGUCGUGGACAAGCUAUCCCUAGCGGGUGGAAGGACGCCGGUUGUGUUCACAAAGACCUCGCCGGUGUUUUGAUGCCGGACUGCUCUAACCCGCUUGCUUCCGAUUCUAGUAAUGGUGUAUGGCUUCAGUACAACGAGUAUAUCGUGUACGAUGUGGCGCAGAUACGCAUCAAGUACCUGCUUGAAGUUGGGAUGAAAUAUUGA
Messenger RNA from Trichophyton rubrum CBS 118892, 1317 nucleotides. RefSeq lists its product as uncharacterized. The transcript is spliced from 3 exons. Gene Ontology annotation, molecular function: NAD+ poly-ADP-ribosyltransferase activity. The record is from RefSeq and is a predicted model, not a curated record. Bases 1 to 1317 code for a protein of 438 amino acids. NCBI's taxonomy places the organism in Eukaryota, Fungi, Ascomycota, Eurotiomycetes, Onygenales, Arthrodermataceae.